GUCUCCAGCGCGCAUCCCGGGUUUCUGGUUCACCCUCCCACCUCCCAUCAUCCAGGGGCCAGUUCGUCCAGUUCAAGUCUGAAACCUCAUCAUGACCUCGGCGAGAGCAGCAGCGAGGAUGUCUCCACCAGGAACAGAUUCAUAACGCCAACUUGAAAAGACAAUCCCAUGGGCCAUAGCAGAAGGCCGCCGGCAGAGUGGAGAUGUUCAGAAAGAGGCCUCCUCCAGAGGAGGAGAGAAGGGUCAGAGCCAAUGACAGAGAUUACAAUGAAAAGUUUCAGUACGCGAGUAACUGCAUUAUGACAUCCAAGUACAACAUCAUCACCUUCCUGCCGGUCAACUUGUUUGAGCAGUUCCAGGAAGUAGCCAACACCUACUUCCUUUUCCUACUCAUACUGCAGUUAAUACCUCAGAUCUCCUCCCUCUCCUGGUUCACCACCAUCGUGCCUUUAGCUCUGGUGCUGAGCAUCACUGCAGUAAAGGAUGCCACAGACGACUAUUUUCGUCACAAGAGCGACAACCAAGUGAACAACCGCCAGUCUCAGGUCCUCAUCCGUGGCUCGCUACAGAAUGAAAAGUGGAUGAAUGUUCGAGUGGGUGAUAUCAUUAAACUGGAAAACAACCAGUUUGUGGCAGCUGACCUGCUCCUGUUGUCCAGCAGCGAACCUCAUGGGCUCUGUUACAUUGAGACAGCCGAGCUGGACGGAGAGACCAAUAUGAAGGUGCGUCAGUCUGUCUCAGUGACAUCUGAACUUGGAGACCAGAACAACUUGGCUUCGUUCGACGGGGAGGUGGUGUGUGAGCCCCCCAACAACAAGCUGGAUCGUUUCUGCGGGACUCUGUACUGGCGAGACAAAAAAUACACCCUGACCAACCAGAAUAUGCUGCUACGAGGAUGUGUCCUCCGCAACACGGAGGCCUGCUACGGCCUGGUCAUCUUCGCAGGCCCAGAUACUAAACUAAUGCAGAACAGCGGCCGCACUAAGUUUAAGCGUACGAGUAUCGACCGCCUGAUGAACACUCUGGUCCUCUGGAUCUUUGGCUUCCUGGUGUGUAUGGGUGUGAUCCUGGCGGUGGGUAACGCAGUGUGGGAGAGAGAGGUGGGCUCCCUGUUUCAGAGCUAUCUGCCCUGGGACCCUCCUGUAGAUAACUUCCUAUUCUCAGCCUUCCUCUCCUUCUGGUCCUACGUCAUUAUUCUCAACACCGUGGUGCCUAUCUCUCUGUAUGUCAGUGUGGAGGUGAUCAGGCUGGGUCACAGCUACUUCAUCAACUGGGACCAGCAGAUGUUCUGCUCGCAGUGUAACACAGCAGCUGAGGCCAGGACCACCACUCUGAACGAAGAGCUGGGCCAGGUUGAAUACAUCUUCAGUGACAAGACUGGAACCCUCACUCAGAACAUCAUGAGCUUCAAUAAGUGCUCCAUCAAUGGACAGACGUACGGUGAAUUGACUGACCCGUUGGGACCUCAGCCGAAGAGAUUGGACUUCACUCCCUUCAACCCCCUCGCGGACCCAAACUUCUGUUUUUAUGACGACACCCUGCUGGAAUCAGUGAAAGUGGGAGACUCACAUACUCACGAGUUUUUCCGCCUGCUCUCCCUCUGUCACACCGUCAUGAGUGAGGAGAAGAGUGAGGGAGAGCUGGUUUAUAAGGCUCAGUCUCCAGAUGAGGGCGCUCUAGUGACAGCAGCUCGGAACUUCGGCUUUGUAUUUCGCUCCCGAACACCUGGGACGAUAACCACCACAGAGAUAGGACGACCUGUCACCUACACUCUGCUUGCAAUCCUGGACUUCAACAACAUACGCAAACGGAUGUCUGUUAUAGUGCGUAACCCAGAGGGCAGGAUCCGUCUGUACUGUAAAGGAGCUGACACCGUGCUGCUGGAGAGACUUCACCCCUGUAACCAGGAACUGAUGAAUAUCACCUCAGACCACCUCAAUGAGUAUGCAGCAGACGGUUUGCGGACGCUGGCGCUGGCCUACAGGGACUUGUCAGAGGACGAGUGGGAGGCGUGGUCAGAGAGCCACCGAUGCGCCGACAAAGCCACCAACUGCAGAGAGGACCGACUGGCAGCCGCUUAUGAGGAGAUAGAACAAGACAUGAUGCUCCUGGGUGCCACAGCUAUAGAGGACAAGCUGCAGGAAGGCGUCCCAGAGACCAUUGCUGUCCUCUCACUGGCUAAUAUUAAAAUCUGGGUUCUCACUGGAGACAAGCAGGAGACGGCUGUAAAUAUAGGUUACUCCUGCAAGAUGCUGACAGACAAUAUGACAGAAGUGUUCAUCAUCAGAGGACACACUGUGCAGAGCGUACGACAGGAUUUCAGGAGGGCUAGGGAAAAGAUGAUCGAGCUGUCACGAACCAGAGAUGGAGGGAAGGAGGAGGGGAUAGAGGGAUGGGGAGAGUCAUGCUUCAUGGGUAAUGGGUUCAGAGAAGGACAAGAAGGAGAUGGUACAGGGGGAGAAGGAGGGAAACAGCUGCAGUGCCCUCCUCCACCUCCCUCCAACCUCAUGGACAACAUCUCUGGAGAGUUUGCCCUCGUAAUCAACGGUCACAGUCUGGCCCAUGCAUUAGAAGCAGACAUGGAGAUGGAGUUUGUGUCGACGGCGUGUGCGUGCAAAGCAGUGAUUUGCUGCAGAGUCACUCCGCUGCAAAAAGCUCAGGUGGUGGAGCUUAUCAAGAAACACAAGAAGGCCGUCACUCUGGCUAUAGGAGACGGAGCUAACGACGUUAGCAUGAUCAAAAGUGCUCAUAUUGGAGUUGGUAUCUCAGGUCAGGAGGGGAUCCAGGCCGUCCUGGCCAGUGACUAUUCCUUCUCCCAGUUCCGCUUCCUACAGCGCCUCCUGCUGGUGCACGGCCGCUGGUCAUACCUGCGCAUGUGCCGUUUCCUCUGCUACUUCUUCUACAAGAACUUUGCCUUCACCAUGGUGCACUUCUGGUUCGGCUUCUUCUGUGGCUUCUCUGCACAGACGGUGUAUGAUCAGUACUUCAUCACUCUCUACAACAUUGUCUACACGUCCCUCCCUGUGCUGGCCAUGGGGAUAUUCGACCAGGAUGUUCCUGACCAGAGGAGUUUGGAAUAUCCUAAACUGUAUGAGCCUGGACAGCUCAACCUCCUCUUCAACAAGAGAGAGUUCUUCAUUUGCAUCGCCCAGGGCAUCUACACAUCAGUGGUGCUGUUUUUUGUCCCCUGUGCCGUCCUGUCCGACGCCACACAGAGCACCGGAGUGCCCCUUGCUGACUACCAGACCUUUGCGGUCACCACGGCAACAGCCCUGGUCAUUGUUGUCAGCGUACAGAUCGCUCUUGACACAGGCUUCUGGACAGUUUUCAACCAUGUGUUUGUGUGGGGCUCUCUGGGCUCCUACUUCACCAUCAUGUUCGCUCUGCACAGUCAGACCCUCUUCAAGAUCUUUCCCAAUCAGUUCCACUUUGUAGGUAGUGCUCAGAGCACAUUAUUGCAACCAGUUGUGUGGUUAACUAUUGCACUGGCAACAGCAAUCUGCAUAGUUCCAGUUUUGGCAUUCCGCUUCCUUAAGGUGGAUCUCAAACCUCAGCUCUCAGACACGGUACGCUACACUCAGCUGGUGCGGCAGAAGAAGCGAAAGCCAGUAGGUCGUAGCGUGGGAGGUGCCUGGCGUGGCGUGGGCAGUGUGACUGAGGGCCGUCUGGGCGCACGCGGUGGUUCCAGGAGGUCAGGCUACGCCUUUGCCCAUCAGGAAGGAUUUGGAGAGCUGAUCACCUCAGGGAAGAACAUGAGGCUCUCGUCCCUGGCCCUGGCCACCUUUGCCUCCAGACACAGCUCCAGCUGGAUCGACACGCUCCGCCGGAAGAAGCAUACACACACUCACACUCCCCCCAGUGCCUCCGGGGAGUGCAGCCCAGCGCCCAGUUAUGUUUCUGGGUCAGUUCCGCCGCUCUCCAACUCCUCCUCUGUUCUGGGCGGCUCACAAGACACACCCAUCGAAGAGGAAACAGGCACAGCACCAGCCCAAAAUACACAGACUUCAUCCACACCAACCCUACCAGCUUUAGCACCAGCUUCAGACACAUCUGCACCUCAGGGUUCAGCCCAGGCACUCAAUGCUGGUGUCCUCACCCCCACAUCAGUGAGGUCCCAGGGGGGAGACUCACCUGGAGGCUGGACAAUCACUCUGGGGACUGUGCAGGAAGCUCUGUUUGGUCGGAAGUCUCGUGCCGCUGCAUCCAACAGCCCAGGCCCACCCUCUGUUGCCAAGGAAACCAGCCAGAUUGAGUGAAACAUUAAGAAUAAAUGGGGGAAUAACUUCUGUUCAUCACGUGUUUGUACACACAUACAGGAUGUGUUGUGUGCAGCUCCAGAGAGCACACAGACAGUUAGAAAAAUGCUCUUCUCUCUGUUUCCCAACUGAAACCUCUAUAAUAAAUCAAAAUAAACAUAGGAAGAAGAAGUGGCACAUCCCAACAUGACAUGGACCUUGCCAACUAUAAAUUGGGAUUUAGUGGUGACAUGUUCCCAUGGCAUAUGAUAUUGAGUUCAUGAAUGACUGACAGAACAUAUUACGAGACUGACAGCAGCAGCUGGUGCAGAAACAGACAUCAAGAUAAUGUACUGUUAAUGAUCUAAAAGAUUGUUUCAACUUGUUAUUUCAGAAAGUUUAGGCUCACUCACAACCAAGUCUCACAGCAUCUCUCAAAAUCAACAAUGGGCUGAAUGAAAGGGCAGAAUAUUAUUAUCUGUUAAAGUGUUUUUGUCAAAAAGUCUCUGUGUUCACUAUAGUUCUCAGUGAGAACGGUACUUUAAGUUACAGAGCACUGCAAGACUGUUGCAAAACUUGUGUCCUUUUUCUCUCAUUGAUCUGUUUUCUUACUUGUUAUACCUCUACUUCACAUUUUGCUCUCUUUUUUGCAUCAUAUUGAUGUGUUUUAUAAUGGCCUAGUUGAGUUGCACCUUAAAGCAAGCUCUCAGUGCUUUUUUUGUUUUGUCUGACAAUGUACUUCUAAUGUAAUGUCUCGUACCACCACAGUAUGAAAAACAAACACAAGACAAACUGCCGCUGGCUUACUCCAACCGGGGCAAAGUGCAAAGAAACUGUGUUUGGGGAUAAUCAUGCCUUAACAAUGCCAACAUUUUAGUCCUCUAAGCUCUUUCUGGUUCCUGAUCCAUCGAUCAAGUGCAACAUCCCAUCUGUGUUGUAAAUGCUCCUGUCAAUUACUGACCCCUGACCUGGAUUGGAGUGAGAUAAUAAAUAAGUAGGGUAAUCAGAAAAAACAAUAUAAAUCUGUUAUUGGAUCUGUGCCUGUACUACAGUCUUCAACAAAGCAGCUCUCAGACUGAAAACACAACAGAAUGCUAACGUGAUCUGCAAAAACCAGGCUGGAAACUGAAUGUACUGUGCAGUAUUUGGCCCCAUGAAUUGUUAGAGCAUUAGUUGCACUCCAUGGGGUGCAAUAUGGAGCUGUUGAACAGUGGUCAAUAAAUGUGUUGUCUGUCUUUC
Molecule: messenger RNA, 5474 nt
Organism: Morone saxatilis (striped sea-bass)
Lineage: Eukaryota; Metazoa; Chordata; Actinopteri; Moronidae
Gene: atp8b2
Product: ATPase phospholipid transporting 8B2
Exons: 30
Coding region: 204-4256 (1350 amino acids)
Biological process (GO): Golgi organization; phospholipid translocation
Cellular component (GO): plasma membrane
Molecular function (GO): ATPase-coupled intramembrane lipid carrier activity; magnesium ion binding; ATP hydrolysis activity
Source: RefSeq, a predicted model, not a curated record